AUGCAGCCCUUCUGUGGGAAUGCAAAGUUGGGCCUCCUUUCUUUCCUGGCUUGUACAGGAAAGAGCUUAUUACCUCUGGGGACCUAUGCCUCUUGGUUAGAAAGAAUUGAAAGAAAUAAAACCCUCUGGGAAAAGUUUCAACAUCAUAAAAUGAGAUACAAGACUUCCUUGGUGAUGAGAAAACGGUUCCGGCUUUACCGAAAUGCCCUGAAAGAUGCAAGUAGCAGCUCCGGACACCAUGGCCCCCAGCUCACGGCCGCCUCCAGUCCCUCGGUGUUCCCGGGCCUCCACGAGCAGCCGCCCCCAGCCUCCCCCAGCGGCGCUCUGAACGGACUCCUGCGCUUGGGGCUCCCCGGUGACAUGUACGCGCGGCCCGAACCCUUCGCUCCAGGCCCGGUGGCCCGCAGCGACGCCCUGGCCGCCGCCGCGGCUCUGCACGGCUACGGGGGCAUGAACCUGACGGUGAACCUCGCGGCGCCGCACGGGCCGGGCGCUUUCUUCCGCUACAUGCGCCAGCCCAUCAAACAGGAGCUCAUCUGCAAGUGGCUGGCGGCCGACAGCCCCGCGCCCCCGGGCCUUUGCUCCAAAACUUUCAGCACCAUGCACGAGCUGGUCACGCACGUCACCGUGGAGCACGUCGGCGGCCCCGAGCAGAGCAAUCACGUCUGCUUCUGGGAGGAGUGUCCGCGCCAGGGCAAGCCCUUUAAAGCCAAAUACAAACUUGUAAACCACAUCCGAGUGCACACGGGCGAGAAGCCCUUUCCCUGUCCUUUCCCGGGGUGUGGGAAGGUCUUUGCUAGAUCAGAAAAUCUCAAAAUACACAAAAGAACUCACACAGGGGAGAAGCCCUUCAGGUGCGAGUUCGAGGGCUGCGAGCGGCGCUUCGCCAACAGCAGCGACCGUAAGAAGCACUCGCACGUGCACACGAGCGACAAGCCCUACACGUGCAAGGUGCGCGGCUGCGACAAGUGCUACACGCACCCCAGUUCCCUGCGCAAGCAUAUGAAAGUUCACGGCCGCUCGCCCCCGCCCAGCGCCGGCUACGACUCGGCCCCGCCGGCCGCCCUCGGGUCGCCCUCGGCCGACUCCGGCCGCGAGCCCUCAUCGGCCUCGGCCUCGGCCUCGGGGGUGCGUGGUGGCGCCGACCUGAGCGAAUGAUGUCCGCCUGGUUGCUCGCAAGGUAAUCUCUGGGCGCAGCUGAGCGCCCGCAUCCCGCGCCGGCGACAUCAAGGGCCAAAGGCACAAAGCAACGUUUCUUCGCCGCGGUGCAUCUUCAUGGUAAGUUAGGAUUUCUAUGGCAAUAGGCAAGUCGCACAGAAAUCCUGAAAGGCCGAGCCUGGAGCCCGUCCAGGCUUUUCAUGAAGGACAUAAUAUUUACGUCUAACAGGCCUUUUUCCCUUGUGUAUACAAGUAUAUAUUUUUGUUUGACGUGGACUAAAUCAUUUUCAUUUAAUUUCCGGUAAACAAAACCCACGCGAAGGGGCACUUGUUCCCCCUCAUAAUAAAAAUGGAUAAGAACGCGAGGGGAAGAAAAGCAGCGUCUCAAUCGCGCGCAGCUCCCUUUGUUUCUGCUUUUCUGCGCUGAUCAGAGGGCGCAUUGGGGUUUGAUGGCGACUUUCUAAAGGCGAGGAAAUGGUUUGUAAGAGGGGGAAAGAAAAGGAGAAAGGUCUAAUCAAGCUCGGGUUGUUCAAAGAGUCCGGGUUUGGGGGGUUGAAAGUGUGAGUUUGACGCGGCAUCAGCACGCCGCGUUAGGCUCGCCAUGGAAAUGUGCGCCCGAGCGGCCGCUUCAAAGGCGGCACACUUCGCUGCAGACACUCUAUUAAGAUACAUUUGCGCUGACCUUUGCUUUCACGCCAUUUAAUACUGUCACCGCGCCCUCCAGUACAGACUUCCUCCUUAGGACCUGCCUCUCCCGCCUUUUGGGGGUUCACCCUACACUGGGGGGGGGGGUGGGGAGGGUCGCGUGCAGGUGUUGCGUGUUGGCUCCGGAGACGCUUUUAGGAAAGGGAGGAGCCGGACUCCAGAGAAUUCUUUACUGCACCCCCCUAAGAGGUCCCGGGGUCGCGAGGAAGGGACUUGAGUGCAACCGCAGAAGCUUAACAAAUGAGCAGCUCCAGCACUGUUGGGGGGCAGAGUGCCUCUCAGAUUCCAGGCGGGUUUGGGGAGGCCUGUUUAGAAUGGGGAAGGAAAAAGAGAGAGAGAGAGCUCUCCUGGCUGAAUCCAGGCAGACGGUGCCUAGGGGACAGGAACUUUCUGGUCCCCAGUGCAGCUAGCUCAUCCCGCUAUCCCACAAGUCUCUUGCAUGUCUCCCCACCCCCAGAACUUGUUUUUCUCCAGAGUUGGGGAGUGUAUGAUACCCUUCAGGCCUGGAAUGGCCCUUGGGAGGGCUCUGAGAAGCCCAAGGCCAAGGGGAUAGGAAAGAUGGCAGGAAAGUUAAAAGUGCAUGUUCCCUUAAUUGUCUUGUUGUUUAUUUUAUCCAAGUACCACAGUGAAUAGGGGAAAAAUAAACAUGGUGGAAAAAAAAAUCAAACAGUGGAGUCUUCUUUAGUGCCAGUCCUUGUGGUUGAAUAAAAAGGAUGGUCCGCUUUCUAUUGAGCUGAGAAAUCUUUGAAGUGGGAGUUAUUAUCUGAGACAUUCCAGCCUGUCGUCCUAACAACGCUGAUGAAACGUAAAACUUUCUUUGUCAGCGAUUUGUUCUCCUUGCUGUCAAACUCCCCCUGCUCCGUUACUUUCAAACCGUUUCUAAAGAGAUAAAAUCAAACUUCUGUUUAAAAAAAAAAAAAGAAAGAAAGAAAGAAAGAAAAAGAGAGAAAGAAAACUUGCAAAUUCCACUAGCUGAUAACUUUAGGGAUAAGUCCCUCUAAGGGAAAAGUAAAAAUAAAACAACGACAACAACAAAAAA
This is a messenger RNA of Suncus etruscus (white-toothed pygmy shrew), 2902 nucleotides long. It is a transcript of the gene ZIC4, whose product is annotated as Zic family member 4. Gene Ontology annotation, biological process: central nervous system development; regulation of transcription by RNA polymerase II. NCBI's taxonomy places the organism in Eukaryota, Metazoa, Chordata, Mammalia, Eulipotyphla, Soricidae. The record is from RefSeq and is a predicted model, not a curated record. Gene Ontology annotation, cellular component: nucleus. Gene Ontology annotation, molecular function: RNA polymerase II cis-regulatory region sequence-specific DNA binding; DNA-binding transcription factor activity, RNA polymerase II-specific.